UUGUUAAAGUAACCGUGUACAAAAGCUCGUGUGCGUAUGAUUCCAUUUCCUCAAAUAGGAGUGUAAGACUGGAAAUUAACUUUGGUAAUGAGAAACGCGUGGUCUUCAUAGCUAUUAGCACUUAAAAAGGUUUCACCAUGAACAGCCAGGUGUGUUAUAUUAAGAAAACGUUUCAGAUUUUUUUUUUUUUCCUGCUGCAUUGGGUCUUCGUUGUCGCGCUUGGGCUCAAUAGUUGUGGCUCGCGGGCUCUAGAGCGCAGGCUCAGUAGUUGUGGCACGUGGGCUUAGCUGAUCCACAGCAUAAGGUAUCUUCUCGGACCAGGGCGCGAACCCAUGUCCCCUGCAUUGGCAGGCAGAUUCCUAACCACUGUGUCACUAGGGAAGCCCGCAACUUUUCAUAUUAUAAGAUGCAUUUUUCCAGGCAAUAACGUCACAAAUUUCUUGGGACUUUCUUUGCCUGGUACAACCCUCGGGGUGCCUCUGGGGGCGGACGUUGCUCGCCCAUGCGCAGACUGCACCACAGCGUGGUGCUGUGGCACCGCGAGACUUCCGCAGCUCCCCCACAGGCCCCACCCCCAUUUCCGGCUUUUCGCUCCGCCCACUCGGCGUCUCGGGAUCCUCUCCCUGGCCCGGCUCCAGCAGCCUCGCUCUGGGUCCGCGCCACACUCUUCUCUGCGGGCGGCUGGCUUCCCGGCGGGUUUUGUUUGCGACGCUGUCGUGCCACAGCGCGCUUUACGGCCGCGGGGACGGAGCGAGCCGGUGCCAGGGCCCCUCCGGCCCGGAAACAGGACUGGCGAGCGAGGUUGAUGCCCGGCGGCGGGGCGAGCGCGGCGUGUGGCCGUCUUCUUACCGCCGCGGAGCAAAGGAGGGCCCGGGAAGCGGCGGGGUCGGUGUCUAGGAGCGGGCCAGGAGGCUCCGGCUCCGGCGGCGGCAGAGGCGGAGCGGGUGGCCCCGGGCCGGGUUGUGGAGGCCCGGGGGGCCCCGCGUGCAGGAUGAGCCUGACCCCGAAGGAGCUUUCGAGCCUGCUGAGCAUCAUCUCGGAGGAGGCGGGCGGCGGCAGCACCUUCGAGGGCCUGUCCACCGCCUUCCACCACUACUUCAGCAAGGCCGACCACUUCCGCCUGGGCUCUGUGCUUGUCAUGCUGCUGCAGCAGCCGGACCUUCUGCCCAGCGCGGCGCAGCGCCUCACGGCGCUCUACCUGCUUUGGGAGAUGUACCGCACCGAGCCGCUCGCCGCCAACCCCUUCGCCGCCAGCUUCGCGCACCUGCUUAACCCCGCGCCGCCCGCCCGCGGCGGCCAGGAGCCCGACCGGCCGCCGCUCUCAGGAUUUUUGCCUCCUAUAACUCCGCCAGAGAAGUUUUUCCUUUCCCAGCUGAUGCUGGCCCCUCCACGGGAACUCUUCAAAAAGACACCGCGACAGAUUGCCUUGAUGGACGUCGGAAACAUGGGCCAGUCUGUGGACAUUAGCGGGCUUCAGCUAGCCCUGGCCGAACGCCAGUCUGAAUUGCCAACUCAGAGUAAGGCCAGCUUCCCUAGCAUUCUCAGCGACCCAGACCCGGAUUCUUCUAAUUCUGGAUUUGACAGCUCCGUUGCCUCUCAGAUCACAGAAGCUUUAGUCAGUGGACCAAAGCCACCUAUUGAAAGCCAUUUUCGGCCGGAGUUUAUCCGUCCACCACCUCCGCUCCACGUGUGUGAGGAUGAGCUGGCUUGGCUCAAUCCAACCGAGCCCGACCACGCGGUUCAGUGGGACAAGUCGAUGUGUGUGAAGAACAGCACUGGCGUAGAGAUCAAGCGAAUAAUGGCCAAAGCCUUCAAAAGCCCCUUAUCUUCUCCUCAGCAGACACAGCUCCUUGGAGAGUUGGAAAAGGACCCCAAACUUGUUUAUCAUAUUGGCCUCACUCCAGCCAAGCUUCCUGACCUAGUGGAAAACAACCCUCUAGUUGCUAUAGAAAUGUUGCUGAAGUUAAUGCAGUCAAGCCAGAUCACUGAGUAUUUUUCGGUUCUGGUGAAUAUGGACAUGUCAUUACAUUCAAUGGAAGUUGUAAACCGACUAACUACAGCUGUUGAUCUACCUCCUGAAUUUAUUCACCUUUAUAUAUCAAAUUGCAUUUCUACCUGUGAACAAAUUAAAGAUAAAUAUAUGCAGAAUCGUCUGGUGCGUCUCGUGUGUGUCUUUCUCCAGUCCUUGAUCCGUAACAAAAUCAUCAACGUGCAGGACUUGUUUAUAGAAGUGCAGGCCUUCUGUAUUGAGUUCAGCAGGAUACGAGAAGCUGCAGGCCUCUUCCGGUUGUUGAAGACCUUGGACACUGGGGAGACACCUUCUGAGACCAAGAUGUCCAAGUGAUAGCUCGUCGGGACCACCUGUUCAUCGUUCAGCUAUGCUGUGCUUUUCAUUUUAAAAAGUGUUCAGACCCUGAGUGAUUGCUUGGCUUUAAUGCGUAUAAACACCAGUUUAUCCACUUAAAGCAAAGUUUUGCUUUCCUGGAUGACUUUUUCUUUAGAUGAAUUUUGGUAAGAACUUGGACGAAUGUGUCUUGUAGGUGUCUCGCUGAUGAUUAUCCACUGGGGAUGUCAUCCCAAACGAAGUCACUGCACAAAGUAGAUGAGGUCUUCAGCUGAAGAGCUGAAGAGCAAGGUGCCUGUUUUUGCUUAAGAUGUAAGUCACGGGCUUCAGAUAAGGCAAGAAUACCGUUUUCCUGAGGUUCCAACGUUGAAAGUGUUUAGUGAGAGUAAAUUGAAGACACUCUCAAGAACCUGCCUUACUGCCCCUGAGGUCUUGAGUCAUCAUCACAUGACGGUAUUCUGACCCUUGAACUUCUCACUGGGUGCAGUGUGAGCCUCGGACACCCGUGUACCUUAUCCUUUCUUGUCAUGGGGACCUAAGAGACAACAGCGGGCUGCCUACAGACGUGGGAAUUCUUAGAAACCUUUUCCGAGACUGUAAGAGCUGGUAGUUUUCUGGGCCUUCUCUCCUGUUAACAGUCUAAAAGAGCGUCGGUACUUCAGGAGGAAGGACGGCACCGGGGGCCGUGCUGCACGGCUGCUCGCCGAGUGGGCUUUGUGCCCUCCCCGUGGCGUCCUGUGGGCUGUUUAACCCCUCAUUUGACUAUGGACAGCAGUGCCUUACAUUAAAGUUUUCUAUGAACUCUA
Orcinus orca (killer whale) is the source of this 3150-nucleotide messenger RNA. It is a transcript of the gene CNOT11, whose product is annotated as CCR4-NOT transcription complex subunit 11. Bases 503 to 2344 code for a protein of 613 amino acids. Lineage: Eukaryota; Metazoa; Chordata; Mammalia; Artiodactyla; Delphinidae. Gene Ontology annotation, biological process: mRNA catabolic process; negative regulation of translation. The transcript is spliced from 7 exons. Gene Ontology annotation, cellular component: CCR4-NOT complex. The record is from RefSeq and is a predicted model, not a curated record.